UUUUGUUAAAAAAGCUCGUCGCUCAUUUGACAUCGGAAGUGGAUGCUGGCGGAAGCUUUGGAUAAUAACAGCAUUUUAGGCAGCUCAUGGUUGGUAUAAAACCGCAAUGGUAAUCACUAUAAUCUCUUCGUGAAGAAGUGAUCUUUGUCUACUGCGAUGCAACUACAGCACGACAAACAUGGAGUUCUGAAGCUGAGUCUGGCAAAUCCAAAGGCGCAAGUUUUGUUUCCAACCGGUCAUUACACUUACGCUUUUGGAAACACGCCGGGGAUAAAUUUAGCAGAGUACUUCGGAACGUCUAAGAGUGACGAAAAUCUUGACUUUUUAUUGCUUGGCGCAGGAGACAUUCGAAAUCUCUUGUUCACGGUUUCAGAGCUAUCCCAAAGACAACAACCACAAAUCCCAGCAUCGCUUCACUUUCACUUAAACGAUCAUGACCCGUCGAUAAUCGCUCGCGAUGUUAUCAUCUUAGAGACAGUGCGAACGAUUGACCCAAACUGUGACUUGGAUGUGGAUUUUUUGUGGAAUUUAUGGUAUAACCUUUCACUUUCAAGCGAAGAAUUAGAGCGAUUCCAAACGAUUCUGCAGACACUUACAUCACCAAAGCAAGGCGACGUUAAGUCGCAAUUUGGGUCUAUCAGCGUGUUUACAGAGUGUCUACAAAUUUGGAAAGACUGGCUUCGGUCAGAACUGGACAUUAAUACUGUGUCGCUUCAACGGCGAAGAUUAAUGAUCACAGGGCUAAACUUGGCGCAUCAGGAAACCCAGGAUGCUCGACAAGACCACCUUAAUUUUCUAACAGCAGUAACAUCAUUGACAAACACAACAGUUAAACAGCUGUGUACGCUGACAGAUGAGCACAAGCUUGGUCGCAAAUGUCUUCAUGAGCAUGGUUUCGUUUAUCAAGAAAUAUAUUCAUACUAUUGGAGCGGUACUACACCGGAUGUUCAGAACAGUUCUAAAGUAAACCCAACUCUCAUUCGCCCGUUCGAGCAGAAAUGGAGAGUGCAUUAUGGGAGCUGUCCUUUUUCUGGUUUUAUUCCAAUUGAUAGGAAUAGGCUCGAAAGCAACAAAUCAAUAACAAAAGUUUGUAAGGAAAAGCUCAGGGAGUUGGUGGAACAUUUUCAAGGCUUCGUCAAAGGUAGAAGCAAGCGUCUCCCGGUAAAGGUUACAUUUUGGGACGGAGACGCCUUGGACCUCUGUCGUGAUGGUCUACCAAAGGAUGCCCUCUUUGAUAUAAUUCACACAAGUAACCUCAGUGAUCAUAUUGGAUUAUUGAACAUUCUCGUAUGUUGUUCAGGCAGAUUAAAAGAGCCAGAUCAGUCCCAGUUAUUUACUUCCACCAUGCUAUGGAGAGCAUCCGGUUUAUCCAGUCUUGAGGAAUACUUAGAGUCGAGCCUUGGAAUACGGCAGAGUUUGUUUCCCACUGUGCUUGGGCUCAAGCUUGCAGAAGACUUGGAUCUUGGAAGGAGUGACAUCCUGACUCUGAACGAAAGUCGAAGAAUAGAAGACCGAAUGAUUUGGGUAAAAACCGAUCGCAAAAGGUCGCUGAUCACUCUGCUUCGUUCCCCAGAUGUUCUCUCCGCACUUAAGUCAAUGGCAGCCAGAUGCUUCAGACUCCCUUCUGCUAAUGAGCGGUGUCUGCAAUUAAGUGGUGUUACCCUCUCCUCCCCUAUGACAUUUUUCAUAGCGUUUUUGCGUAUUGCAGCGACUUUCGCAGAGAGAGCCGAACAGGUUCUUUGCGUUAUCGAGGAAUGCUUACCAUCCGUAAGACUUUUUCAAAAGCGAACUUUCAGUAAGCUUUGUUGCCUUUCAUGGAAUGUUUUCAAGUGUUUGGCUGGAGUAUGCUCAGGUGUUGUUCUCAAAGCAGAAGUUCGUGUUACGUUUCCAAUCAGUUCUCUGUCACGCAACACCCCAGUCAUGCAAGCUGUCUUGUUUGAGGAUCCUACCGACGCUAGGUUUCUCAGAGUGUGGCCACUUUCACAGUUGGAGCAGAGGACAUUUCACCGUCCAGUGCAUUUGUUUUACAACAAUGUGCGCUACGAUGUUGACCAGGGAACUGUAAGCUUGUUGAUGCUUGAGGCGGAUUGGAAAGCUCUUCAUGAAGAGACGGUUCUCGUUUUGAUAAGUUCUUCUGUCAACUGCACUUCGCAAGCUGUUAAAUUGAAACCUGACACGAGAGGCUCCAUAAACAAUUCUUGCUGCUUCACGAAUGAAACUGUGAACAUGAAAAGCAAAACUGAUUACGAGAUGGCAGAGAUAAGUCAGGCAAAAAGACGCAUGCGCAAAUCACGUCUGUCAAAAAACAAUUUGUCUUGUGUCAGAAUAAGCUGCGUCAGUGGCCACGUGGGCAACGGACUCCAAAAGUAUGACAGCUGCUAUCGUCUUGAAAUCCUCUCCAGUCAAGAUGUUAUCAUACAAAACCCUGGUCACUUGCACAAGAGCACGGACUGCCUCGUGACUGAAAAGAGCCAGAAGAAAGCACCUCUGAGUCUCUUCCCAUCAGGCAUCGACUCUCCUUAUUUUCAGUCAAAAGAUGACGUUUCAUUACAGACAAAAAAAUCUGAUGAUGUCAUUAUUCAUAAUGAUGGUCACACAACCGAAGAUGACGGUGACAGCAAUCUCCUAUCGACAACCGUGGAGCGAGUCGAUGGCGUGACACUGUUUGGCAUGGGGCUACUUGAUGUGACAUUGGUGACACGAGAAAUUUCAAAAACGGAUCACCUUGAGCUAUUGGCUUUGGAAGAGCACGCCAUGUGUUACAAUGCAGACAUUCUGAUUCUCAGAACAGCGGACAUAACUGGUCCCAGAGUAGAAUAUUAUCCGACAGAUUCACCCACCAUUGUGGAAAUCUCGACCGACAACCAAGGGAAACCACUACAACUUUAUUUUGCUGCACCCGUGGACGAGAGAACAUCUAAAGUUCAACUCUUAAAGGAUAAAAAGAGGCUCAGAUGCCAUUUUCCCAAGAGUGAACUGGGUGUCUUUGGACCAACCUGUAUCAAGCGACUUCCGUACCUGGACUUAUCAAAUUUUCCAAAGUGGACUUCAAGAGAAGAUCUAAAUAUUUUAAUGGAUUUUCAUCCUAUGGAUGACGACAGUGCAACUCCACAAGACAGAACACCAUUUGAAAAUUUGCAAAAUGCUUUGCAGUGUGUAAUCAUGUCGUUUAUGGAAUCUCCCAAGAGUAAAAAUUGUUUCAAAAUUCACGAGUCACGUGAUGCAGAAGAUAGUCCGCCAAACUUCACCAUUGUCGUGCAAAACAUGUACUGUCACAAACAGGUCCCAUUGGCGAAAGUUCUCUUCUGUGACCAUAGUGUGAUACCCUUUCCUCUAGAGGGGAACAAAACUGCUACUACAGCUACUGCUGUAAAAUACAGAGAGCUCUUAAAACAAGAGAUGGCGGACAGAAAAGAAAGUCCCAUGCUGCAUGUUACAGAAGAGGGUCAAGUUCUAUUGAAGAGACUAUUGUAUUCCAAUGCAAAACGCGUGAAACAGACUGCCACACUCAGCCCAGUGUGGAUGGACUCAUUCCUGCAGCUGAGAUUCAGGAACGAUAACACUUGCUAUGACACUCUGGAAUGAAUUCAUUACUUGAGAUAUAUUUCUGAGUAUUUUACUUCAGAACUGAUGGUUUUCAACAAUUAAGUGACUAGUUGAAAACCGUGAUAAUGAACUAUUGCUAUGGACUACUCCGGUGAAUCGGAAGCCGUUAUGAAUAGCAAGGUAUCAUGGCUGUCAAAGGUGGAAGAAAAAUAAAACGAAGGUGAAAAUAACUCUGCCAGAAUUAUUACGAACUUGCUAUUGUCUUUAAUCAUUUUUGCGAUGGAAAUGUAAUGUCUGCAUAGCGAAAACUUUGCUGUUUUGACACAUAUCAACACAGUUGUUAUGAUUGACUUCUUUGCUCAUAGAAUUUUCUAUGGAAUGGUCUCAGUUAAUAAUUAUUUAUUACUGGUUUGCCUUUUAACAUUGAACACUAAAUUACUUGAUCAUGAUCAAGUCUUAUCUUCCCCUUUGUGGGAUCAUUUUGUAAUAAAAUUUCCAUAGAUUUGGGGGUUAUUACGUGGAUUGGUUUCUUGUUUGUAGCGUUGUAUAAAACCGGGAAAAAUGUAUACAUUGUGCUUUUUUAUAAUUAAACAGUAAUCCAUAAAUAUACACAUUAAGCACUCGUUCCUUACUUACGACUUUUGUGUUACAGAAUUAACGAACGGUAAACACCACAGCGUACACU
Stylophora pistillata is the source of this 4231-nucleotide messenger RNA. RefSeq lists its product as uncharacterized. The record is from RefSeq and is a predicted model, not a curated record. Gene Ontology annotation, biological process: regulation of transcription by RNA polymerase II. Lineage: Eukaryota; Metazoa; Cnidaria; Anthozoa; Scleractinia; Pocilloporidae. Gene Ontology annotation, cellular component: nucleus. Gene Ontology annotation, molecular function: DNA-binding transcription factor activity, RNA polymerase II-specific.